Molecule: messenger RNA, 2004 nt
Organism: Sparassis crispa
Lineage: Eukaryota; Fungi; Basidiomycota; Agaricomycetes; Polyporales; Sparassidaceae
Exons: 4
Coding region: 1-2004 (667 amino acids)
Biological process (GO): protein phosphorylation
Molecular function (GO): protein kinase activity
Source: RefSeq, a predicted model, not a curated record
AUGCACAUGAAGUUUGUGAAGAUAUCGGUCAACGAAUUCAUGCAGAAAUUCGUCCCGGCAGCCCCGUCACCAGCGCCUCGGAAGAGUUUUUCUCGAAUACCUGGGGAGGGUGCCCUUGAAAAGAAUAUGCAGGCGGCCUUCGCAAAGAACGUGAAUGAUAAAGGCAUGUGCCCUGGAUACCAGGUGGCCGAAUCAGACAGCAGAUACGACGAGAACGAUUCUACCAAGCAGAAGCCCGACGUGGCUCUCUAUCGCGAGAGUGAACUUCCAGUGGACAACCGGCCGAACUGGAAUAUCCAGCGGCUACAUUUCGAGUUCAAGGGACGCUGUGACCAGGAUGACCCUUUUGAUGACAAGUCGGAGGACUUCGAAUCAGUCGGAGACAAGCGUGAGGAACAUCGAGGCCAAUUCAUACAGUAUGCGGAGAAGCUUUUUGAACGUCAGCAGCGCUGCUUCUGUUUCACUGUUAUGAUGCUUGGCCGCCAGGCGCGUCUGUGUCGAUGGGACAGGUCUGGGGCCGUCGUUACAGAGAAGUUUGACUAUGUCAAGCAAUCUUACCUGCGGGACUUUUUGUGGCGGUUCGCACAUCUAUCUGAUGUGGAUCAAGGCUACGAUCCAACGGCGAUACCAAUUCCAAAGGAUUCUGCUGAAGCCGAUCUCAUGCGCAAGGCAGCGUCGCCCACAGACGAGAACUGUGCUCAUAUCCGGGAGUAUUUCAGGAACUCGCUGGACGAGUCCUGGACGUGGUGGAGGCUGAAGGUUGAUGUUCAUGUGUCGGCAGCAGAUUCUACCGCACACGAAGUGAAGGGUGAGUAUCUCGUUGGGAAGCCCCACUUCCUUUCACAUGGUAUGGCGGGGCGGGGGACGCGCGGUUAUGUUGCCAUCGACUGCUACACCAAGAACUUCGUUUGGCUGAAGGACGCAUGGCGAGUAGAUCAUGCAGGCAUCGAAAAGGAGGGUGACAUCCUUUGGAGACUCAACGACCUCAAAAUCGAGAACGUUCCCACCGUGCUUCAACAUGGUGACAUCCUUCGGCAGCGCACACUCUCGCAGGACUAUUGGAAAGCCCCACAGUCCAACCCAGCGAUGAUGAAGCCACUGAAGUCUCACACUCACUACCGUCUUGUGGAGAAGGAAGUCUGCCGCCCUAUGAGUGAUUUCGACUCAGGCGAGGACCUUGUGCAUCUUGUCUGGGAUUGUGUGCAAGUGCACAAAGACGCGAUGUUGUCUGCCGAUCUCAUACAUCGAGAUAUCAGCAGUGGAAAUUUACUCAUUAACGAACACGAGAUCGAAGAAAAUGGCACAAAGUGUGUUGUACGAGAUGGUAUCCUCAGUGAUUGGGAGCUUUCAAAGCCUCUUCCUGGUAAGGGUUCGGUUGAUGGACCGCGACAGCCUGACCGUACAGGAACUUGGCAGUUUCUGUCGGUGCACGCGCUGAACAACCCAUAUCGGACCAUCACUAUUCAAGAUGAGCUCGAAUCCUUCUUCCAUGUCCUCCUAUAUUUCGGCAUUCGCUAUCUCCGCCACAACUUCGCCAGGGUCGGUGAAUUUAUAUAUUCAUAUUUCGACGACGGUAUACCCACUGGCGAUGAAUGGAUCUGCGGAAGCGAGAAGAAAGCUGUGAUUAAAGGUGGGGUCAUCGCUCAGGGAGAAGAUGAUCUCAAGUUUGGAUUUAGCGACGACAAGGGCGACCCUGGAAGACAUCCGCUCACCGACAUUAUAAUGGAUGUCCUCUCGUGGUUCAAUUCAUACUAUCAUUUAACAUCCACGUUUUAUCCCAACGUCGGUGGUUCUCGAGCAGGCGCUGGUAUAAUGCAGGCGUCUCCGCGUACCACGAAAGUUAGCAAGUCUCGGAGAUGUGCUCGGAGGGAUGCGCGCAGAGUCAACAAGGAAGUAACUCGCAAAGGUCGGGACCCCGAGGAGGAUAAAAGAUUGGCGAAAUAUCUAGAGUCACACGACGAGAUGUGCCUCAUUUUGUCGGACGCCUUAGACAAUGAGUCCUAG